Messenger RNA from Mytilus trossulus (common blue mussel), 8663 nucleotides. RefSeq names its product RNA polymerase II elongation factor ELL-like. Bases 7 to 1701 code for a protein of 564 amino acids. Gene Ontology annotation, cellular component: transcription elongation factor complex. Gene Ontology annotation, biological process: positive regulation of transcription elongation by RNA polymerase II; snRNA transcription by RNA polymerase II; transcription elongation by RNA polymerase II. The transcript has 12 exons. Gene Ontology annotation, molecular function: cis-regulatory region sequence-specific DNA binding. The record is from RefSeq and is a predicted model, not a curated record. NCBI's taxonomy places the organism in Eukaryota, Metazoa, Mollusca, Bivalvia, Mytilida, Mytilidae.
CCCAACAUGGCCGCGCUAGUGGAAGGCCAGAAAUACGGGCUCUCUUCAAAUUUUUCUCUUCACGACCAAAAAACGGUCGUUCAAGUUAGAUUAACAGACUCAGCACUAAAAGCAAUAGAGGAAUAUUUAAAAUUGAAGAAUGCUAGUAACACUAAGCCCAGUAUACAAUUUCAAGGCAGUCAGGGGGUCAUUACAAUUCCAAAGAAAUCCUCUGAUGAUAGCAGAACAUUCCAGUUUUCUUUAGCAUCUUUAUCAGAACCAGGUUAUGACUGUGUACAGCAGUCUGCUCCUAGCAAUGGAAACCACAUGGUACUUGAAGGUUCUAUGACCAAUAAAAUGACAGUGAAAGGCACUAGUGAUGUUUUCCAACAAACCAGAGAACAAAUGAAAAGUGCUCAAGAGGAAUAUUGUAAAGUUAGAACCCAGGAAAUCAAACACAGUGGACCAAAUAUUAGUAAAAGGGUCAAACACAUAAUUAAAAAUCCAAAACGAGAACUUGACACAUCCCAUCCCAAACCAUCUCCAACAAUUAGUGCAAUAAACCAAAAUAAACCUAAGCCAACUGUGGUUUCUCCCAUGCCUGUGGCUGCUCCGGUGCAUGCACCAGUGCCUCAAAGACAACCUCCAACAAACCUUUCUGUGCCAGUACCUGUGCCUACACGCCAACCUCCAGCAAACGUUGCUGCGCCAGUACCUGUGCCUCAACGCCAAGCUCCAACAAACCUUGUCACCUCAACAACUACAUCAGCGCUUCAUCGUAAUAAUGCUGUUCCGUCUUCCAAUGUUAACAAAGGAUUCAUCCCGUCUUCUACAAAACCUGCUAGUACAGUUAAUCCUGCUGUGAUGCAAAAACCUUUCAGGGAAAGACUGUUACAUUUACUAGCUGUAAGGCCGUUUAAGAAACCUGAGUUGUUGGUGCGAUUAAAAAGAGAUGGCAUGAAAGAGAAAGAUAAGGAUAGUUUUGGACAGCAUGUAACAAGUGUGGCUUCCCUGAAUCCUCGUGAUAAUAAGUAUUACCUCCUUAAACAUCUGUAUGCAGAUGUCUCGCUAGACUGGCCUUUCUAUUCAGACAGUGAUAAAGACCUUGUCAAAAGUAAACUACAGAGUCUGUCCCCUUCAGCUUCACCUGCUAGCCAUCCUUCACCCGACAGCCCUACAAGCUCAAUACCACAGAAAAGACCAAUUGAACCCGCGACAGUAGAACUCCCACCAAGUAAGAAACAGAAGAGGAUAUCACAUUAUGAUAAAACUAUUAAAAGCAAACAGGAAGUGACAUCAUCAGUCAAUGGGCAUGACAGGAAACAUACCAAAGAGAAUAUUGAUGAUUCUUCCAAUGUUGACUCCACAACCAGUGAUCUGGACUUUGUGAACAAAUAUAAUAAUAUUAUGAGUAUGGAUCAGAGAAAUAAAUACAAACAGGAGUUUAACUUAGAAUAUGAAGAGUACCGUAACCUUCAUAAGAACGUGGAGAAAGUCACUCAGAAGUUUGCUGAUCUAGAAGUCAAAAUGAGACAGACACAGCAAGGAACGGAAGAGUUUGAGAAGUUAAAGGAAUUAAUCAGGACUGAAUAUAAAGUACAGAAAGAAGAUAUCAAGUACAUUGAACAGAAAAAAAGAUUUGAAUAUUUACAUAAAAAAUUGGGCUUUAUCAAGGAGUUAAUAUUAGAUUAUGACCGAUCUCAAGCUAUUGUGGAUUCAUAGCGAUAGUUCCACCUCUGCGGUGGAUUUUUGUUGACAACCUAGUUGUUACUUUUUGGUAACAAUGUUUCUGGCCAAUGGAUCUGGAGAUUUCGCUUUUUAUUAAGUCAUGUGAUGUAAGAGUUGCUUUGUGUAAGCUAUGUGAUGAAUGUAUGUGUUCACAUGUGUCAAAUGUGUAUUCAGUGUUCAGGAAAAGCUAAAUGGUAUUCUCAAUGAAAUCUGUAUUUGUCAAUGUUUUAUUUGUGAGAGAAAAUUAGUGAUAGAAGUUCACCUUAAAGUGCCAUAUUAUAAAAAUAUCAAAGGGGGAAAAGUUUUAAAAAGUAGUUUCUGUUUUAUAGAAAUUAUAUACUUAAUUAUACUGAAUCUGCAUUUGGUUUCUGAAAAUGUUAACUUGAAUGAGUAGAAUUUAAGAUGUAACAUUUUUGACAUUGUUGAAUAGUGUAAUACAAGGGAAUGUGAUACCUUUCUUGUCUAAGUCUGCAUUGAUAUAAUAUUUAUAUACCUUUAACACCUGGACAACAUAAAUUAUAUUUUACUUUAGUAUUGGAUAUGCUUAUAUAAUGCAUUAAUUUUUUUCUGAUAAAGAGGAGAUAACCCAAUUUGAAAUAUUCUGGUGCAAUGGUCUUCAAAUACAUCUAAGUCUGAGAUUUUAGGUUAAACUUUAAAAUGUGCCAUUCAGUGAUGGAAUUAUCUACGCCAGAAUAUAAAAUUAAUUUUAAAAUCAAUUUUUGCAGGUGUUUUAGAUUGGGAGGGUAGGUGUCAUUUCCCCCUCUGUUUUCAUUUUUAUAAUAACUAUAAAUAAACAUCUCCCAGAUAAAGGUAUUAUAAUGCACCAAGAUAACAUAUUGAGUGAAAAAGAGAUUUUUUUUAAUCAAUAUAAAUGAGUGUUUCUCUUAAUUACAGAUAAAAAGAAAAUGUGGAAGGAUAUAAAAACAUUACUUAACUUGAAUACUAUUUCAUUGAGAAAAUUAUUUAUGUGUUGCACUCAACAUGUCUUAUUGGUAUAUUGUCGUAUGUUUCUACAUACUAAUAUAUUACCGGAAUGUUUCGAAGAAAUAAAAAAAAUGCUUUAAAAAAAUAGAAAACCGAGUGUUUAAAUUAAAAAAAUGAAACUUAUUAUCUUUAAUUAAGGUCAAGGGUUGCUUUAAUUAGGUUACCUCUCCAAGUUCAUUGCAUUAUCCUAUAUUCAUAUCAGUAUUCUAAACAGUGUUGUAGUAUUAUUAGGGCUCAAGUUAAGCAUUAAAACCUGACACAUUCCAUUUAUGGUGAAACCUAUCUAAACUUCGAUCAUGUCUCUCUUUUGACCUCUACUCACUCAAAGUGAGCUAUCGCUAUUACUCGUCAUCCAUGAGUCCUCACACUCUAUAAAAGAAAUCUUUAUCUCUUUAACAAACAUAACCAAUUUAAACCAAAACAGAAUAUUAAUUUUUAAGAUUUUGAGUUGGAAACUUGAUCUCAUGCUGCUCUCAACCAACCAACAUUUUCUUCAAGUUGAUCAGAAGUUAAGCAAGAUAGUAAUUUUCAAUACAGGUACAUUUAGAGUUUCCUUCCAAUUGACCUAUUUCUCUUUGAAUUGCGGGCAAUGAACUUUCCAACAUUUCAUGAUAUAGUUUUUUAUUGACUUGAUUUGAACAAGAAUUACUUCCCUUUUGUUUUAACUUGGACGUCUACAAACUUGCAUUCCUAUAUAAAUCAGUCAAAUUCAAAUUGUUAUACUGACAUUGGAAUGUAGGAAAAGAUGUUUUCUGAACAAUUUUGAUUUCUUUUAGUCUUGUUUCAUUACUGUUAUCUAGUCAGGAUUAUUAAUUAUGAUGAUUACUUAUUGGCAUUUUAGUUGUAAUAGUUCACAUAGGAUUUGUGAAAAUUUAUAUAAAUAUGGCAUCUAAUAUUUGUUGAGGUGUACAGGUUGUUUGGAAGCUUCAAUGUUUAAAGGUGAUAGGCUAGCAGCUAAUUUACCCAAAAGACUUGUUGUUACAUGGCUUUUGAAAACAAAGACAGGAUAUUUCAAUAACUUAGGGGUAGAUGGUGAACACAAUUAGUUCAUGCUUUUGCUUCUUUUUAGUUAAAACAAAAAUUAGUAAAGGGGGCCAGGGGGGGGGGGCUAAAUAGUAUUAAAUGGACAAUAUUAAUGAACUUUGAUAGACUAAUUUUCUGUUUAGAAAGGUUUCACUGUUAAAGCUUUCAUUCCAUAUGUUGUUCUUUGAACUUAUUAUAAACCAGGACAGGUUUUGUGCAUUUUAUUUGAAUUUGAGGUCUAAAAGUAUUCACAUUAUACACAACACAUGUUUCAAAAUGUCUUUUUAUUCAAAAUAGGACAUUAAUAAUGAUUUAUUUAGGAGCAGAUUUCUUAUAAUUAUUUUUUUGUUACCACUACACUGAUUAAGAAUGAAAUAAAACUUAUCUUAAUUGCCAAAGUUAAAAAAUCACUUUAAUCAAAACCUCUCUUUCUAAACUGAAUAGGAGAUGAAUAACAUUGAAAAGCAAGAACAUUUUUUAUUGCCAUAUUUAUCAUAUUUUACACAACUACCUGUCUUUCAAAGGUCAACGGUCAUUAUUUUAAAAUUUUUGUUGUGAAAUUUGAUAUAUGUGUAAAACUACCACUGUGCCUCAAAUAACUGAUCAAAAUUCAUGAAUAGCAUCGAUUGUUUGAGGGUAUGUAUUCAUAAAGCCAUAACAAUUUGGUGCUGUCAAAUAACGGAUUGACACAUCCAAAUAUGAGAUAUGCUGUUGUAUUCUUUUAAUGAUCCUUAUUUUGAAGCAAUUAAUGCCAGGGGAAGAAAAAGUAAAACGAAAACUUCAAUGAAAAUAAAAUUAUCCUGUUUUUAUCAACUGUUCAGUUACCAAUAGGGGAGGUUGCAAGGAUCUAACAUAUUUAGCAAAUAUCCUGAAAAUCUUGGAAUUGAGUGAUUAAAGCAAUAAAUAGACAAAUUGAAAAAAAUUAAUUUGAAAUGGAAGAAAAUUUAAGGGUUUGUUUUUGAUUUUGGGAAACUUCAGGUAGAAACAUAGAAGUGUCAUAUAAUAUCAAAAUUUGUGUAUGCUAUGCAGAUACUGUUUCUCAUAGUGAAAGUGUCAACUUAAAACCUGUUUUCCUUAAACUAAACUAAUUGUAUUCAUAAAUGAAUGUCAGAAAAAUUAAUUUUAUGUUGUAUUAUGAUUUUAUAGUAAGUUUAGCCAGUUGUUCAUCAUGCAAAAUUAAAAGUAAAAUAAUUUUUGUUGCAACCCUUUACUCCAUGGAAAUAAUUUUUUAGAAACAUGAUUCGCAUAGGAUUUUUUCAAUAGAUAAAAAAUCAUCAGAUUUAAAGUAUUAAUGCAUUGCUAAAAUGAAUAAUUCAUCAAUAAAAGUCCAGUCAGAUAUUGGCAUGACAAUCCUUUUUAUAUUAGAUACAAAUUUUAUUAAGUCUGAUACAGAUUUUUUGUAGUCAAAACAUUUCAACUGAGGCACUACAUAGCAUGCACAGGGGGAAUUAAAGGGUAAAGGGUUGCAUCAAAUGUGUAAAUUUUUGAGAUAGAAGAUUUGUUUUUAUUGAUAUAAAAUUUCAAUUUUAUUUCAAUCUGAUAACAAUACAAAUUUCCACAUUUUGUUUACAAGAAUCUGACAUUUCAUCAGCCAAUGAAAUCUCUGCCUCCAAAUUUUUAAGGGUGUGCAUGGCUAUGUAAAAAAGGCAGCCGUAAACUUUACUAUUUAGAUACUUCAAAACUUUAUUGUACAUCUAAGGAUGAAAACCAGCUAAAUUUACUGUAAAACCAUAGAAUAACAAUUGUGAUUUGUUUUAAUGGUGAGAAUGAGUGCGUGUGCACUUUCAUGAUCAUUGUACAUCUAAGGAUGAAAACCAGCUAAACUUACUGUAAAACCAUAGAAUAACAAUUGUGAUUUGUUUUAAUGGUGAGAAUGAGUGCGUGUGCACUUUCAUGAUCAAAUGAUAGCAUUGACCACAAUCUGUGAUAAUUAUUUUUGUUUUUAUCAGACCAUGGUUGUAGAUAUAUAAUAUCUUGUAUGAAUGAAAUGGAGUACACAGGUUAAACCUAAAUGACAUUUAAUAUUAAUGGCCAAAGUCAGAAUUUGUCUGCGAAAUUUAUCUUUGACUCUUUUAACUUUUUUUUCUUGUUGUGGAUAUUUUUUGCUGCUAUAAGAAAUGGAAUGACUGAAUAUAGACAUUUUUUGAAUUAUUUAUGCUCAAACACAACUUUAUUAAGAUAUCUUAUGAAGAGAUAAAGUUCCAAUCAUAUACACUUGUUAUGCAGUAUUUGGUGCUAUUCAUGACGUUCUAUAAAAUCAUAAGUUUUCAUCUCUAUCUGUUUUAUAGAAGUUACUAAGUUAGUAUGUACGUUUAGGUCAGUGAUAGAAACAGUAUAUGCCAGUUUGUAUGGAUUUACAGGGGUAUACAUAAUCAAUGUUUUGUUAUCUCCCUUUAAUGCUCAGGUGUUCAGCUGAUAGAGGCAAAUAAUGAAUUGCUGUCAAAAUAUAGAAUAGUCUGAACAACAUGAAAGAGCAAGUGCUAUAAUUUAUUCUCAGUUAAAUUAUUGAAUUAUAGCUAGUGCUUUAAUUUAUUCUAAUUAUUUAAAUGUACAUAAUUGUAUACAGUCAGAUUUUAUUUUGGGUUCAGUUUUUCCUUUUACUGUUUAUUUGUAAGAUAUUUGAUUUUAAUGUGUAUAUCAAAUUUGUCAAUGAAAUGAAAGAAUGACACAAGACACUGCAAAUAGAAAAGUGCAAUUGCCUUUCUAUAAGUUUGUUCUGUUGUAUGUAGUAUAGAUGCUGAUACAUUACAAGUUACCAUGUUAUUAGAAAUCAAACCAGUUCAGUUCUGGAAAAAGAAAGGAAAAUUACACCAUGUUAAACAGAAUGUCUGUCCAUUUAUAUUAUCUACUUAUAACAAUGCAAAUACUGAUAAGUCACGAGAUUGGCUGGAUGUGGGGUCCUCCUUUUCAGUAUUAUUAGAUUUCUUAGCUCAUUUUCCUUCUUUCUUAAUAUUUUUUGGGCAUUAUUCUCUGUUUUUAAUUUCAUUAAAAUAUUAUAGUGCACCAUUACUCUCUAUUAUUUUUUUUGACUCAUUUUUCUCUCUUCUAUUUUUUUAAUUAAUUUUUGGUAUACUUGACCCAUUAUUAUUUAUUCUGUAAUUUCCACCCAGACCCCCAAACCAGUUGUUACAUUUUGUAUUGUUAAUAAAGAAAUAACUUAACUUCUGGAGGAACAAGAUAUCUAUGGGAAAAAUAUGCAUUAACAUUUAUAAAUUUUCCUAGUUAUAAAUGGGACUUGAAAACAAAUAAUUAGGAUGAUGGCAAAUAUUACACGGGUCAUGCUUGUUUAAAGCUUAAAAUAUCACUUAACAAAUUAUAAGAAAUUUCAGUGCUGAAUUCAACAAAAUUUGAAAAUAGCUGAAGGGGAAAUAACUCAGAUUAUUUCAUUAUUAAAAAGAAAUGAAGGCACCAACCUGCAUUACUCUUCAAUUGAUGAAUUACUAGAUAUAACAUACCAUAUAAUGGAUCAACAAGCUAACAGUCUUUUCUUAAAACUUAAGUCUGUUACAAAUAUCAAUAGUAUAUGUUUAUUCUAAUUAACUGGCAAUAUCAAGUAUAAUUGCUUAAUGAAUUGCAAGCUGAAUGAAAAACUCCAGCAAUAAACCAACUUUGUCAAAAAGCAGUGACAGAAAUAAAUGAUGCAGAGCUAUAGUAAUUAAAAAAAUCCUAUAACUUGAUCAAAAUUUAAAUCUUUUGUGAUUUAUAAGCACAAAGAUUAAUAGAUUAUUCUAGUCAGAAUCGAGUAGUUAUUUACUGGUCCCAUUUUUUCCAAAAUCUAACUUAUGUCCUAUAGUAUUUGCUAUUUUCUUAAAUAUCAAUGAACAGCUUGAACACAAUUCUCGUCCAAUCAAGUUCAGUAGACCUUAACAUUAAAAAUGGCAGGCAAUAAAGGUUGUUUAUGCAAAGUUUACUAUUUCUUGUUCACUGCUGUCUGUGUUAACUGUUAUCUGUUUUUGCAUGUACUUUUACAUUUUAAUGUAAAUACUGAUUUGCUCGUUAAUUGAUUGAUUUAGAUCUUGUGAAUUCAAAAUGGAAGAUCUUGACUUUUAGAAGAAUGAAUACCAAUGGCUAAAGAAACUCAUUGACAAAAUGAAACUUUUAUUUCUCAUUUAUUCUGUGCUUCAAUGUUACUUUCUUUUUCACAGAAUAAAUCUACUCAAAGAAUAAAUUGAGAUCUGAAUAUAAAUUUAAUGUUCUGUGAAAAUUGAAAUAAAGAAUUUUUUAGAAAACUGAAAUACAAAUAGCCAACUAUGGAAUUAGAUCUCAAAUUUAGAAUACAUAGAGGUGUAUCAUAAUAUUGUCUUUGUUUUCAAUGCGAUAUUCGCUAUUAAGAGCUGGAAGCUGACUAAAACAUUUGUGCAUUAUUUUGAAUUCUAGUAGAAAUGUCUCUUAAUGAAAAAAAUCUAUCUUGAUUUCUACAUUUUUAUAAGGGAGGGAUAUUAAAAAAUAAUGGCAUGAAUGGAAAAAUCAAUCUGAUGUUAGCUGACUUAUUUGUUGGCAAUCAAGCUAUACAACUGUCUCCUGAAAAUCAGUGUAUAUCUCUUACUUCUGUCAAUAUAUCUAAUGAUUACAGACUGUCAUUGGUAGAUAACCUUGUGAUAGAUCUGGGUAUAUGGUAUACUUAAUUCUGUAUAUUGUCAUCCUACUUUGUAAAUGUCUAUAUGUCAUGACAUAGUGUGUAAAUGUCUUUAUGUCAUGACAUAGUGUUCCAAUAUAUGCCAUUACUUGACAAGUCUUCCAUUUUGUAAGCACAAGGUACUUGAAUAUUAAUUCCUUGUUACAUUUAAUUUAUUAAUGUUGAUGAUGUCGGCUGUGUUAUUGACAGGUAUGUGAAUGAUAUUGGAAUGGGGAGUGGAUGUAUGUUAACAUGUUAUAUCAUUGUUGCAUUUUUUGCUUGUGUACCCUGUAUGUUUAUUUUUGACAUAAUAAAUCACGCAUUGCAAAAAUAA